ACACUGGGCAGGAGGAGCUGACAUUCUUUACCUGCCUGCUUUCACAUUCCACAGCCAGAGGGAACAAGAUACAGGCAGGAGAGGGCGAAGGCAGCACAGGAAAAGUCAUCAACAAUUGGCGUAUUCUUCAAAGUGAGAUUGAGUGUGGAUUCUGGACCCCAUUUUUCCAGUAUAUACCGAUUGUGGCCACAGAAGACCUUGACAUACCAGAAAUCAAGUGAUAAGUAAUGACCUCUUCUUAGCUGGUUCACUUCUUGGUCCCAGGAUGUCACUGGACACUCUAAGCCGAUCGAGAGUAGGUACCAUUUCCAGGCAGGAUGGACUCGGAGAGAUACCUCAUGAUGGAGAGAUUAGUAAGGAGGACACAAGGAUCCUCAAAGUGUGUUUCCACAGCAACAGUUCCAACCUCGUAAAGAACUUUAAGUUGGUUAAGUGCAGCAUAAUGACCGAGAUACGAGAGAUCAUUAGCUCUAUCCUUUUAAGUGGGAGAAUAGGACCUGAUAUCCAGAAUGUUGAAAGUUAUGGUCUACGAUUGAAACAUCUAAAAUCAGAUGAAAUCCAUUGGCUGCAUCCUGACCUCACUGUAGGAGAAGUCCAGGAGAAGUAUGAGUGCCUACAUCUGGAAGCAGAAUGGAGGUACGAUCUCCGAAUCCGCUAUCUUCCAGACGACUACAUUGAAAGUUUCAAAAAGGACAAAACUACUCUGCUUUAUUUUUAUCAACAGCUUCGAAAUGAUUAUAUGCAGCAGUACGCUACGAAGGUCAGCGAAGGGAUGGCAUUACAGCUGGGCUGCCUGGAACUCCGGAGGUUUUAUAAAGACAUGCCUCAAAAUGCCCUGGAGAAAAGGUCCAACUUUGAUUUCCUGGAGAAAGAAGUAGGUCUGGACUUGUUCUUCCCAAAACAGAUGCAAGAAAGUCUCAAGCCGAAACAGUUCCGUAAGAUGAUCCAACAGACGUUCCAGCAGUACGGCUCUUUACGAGAGGAAGAGUGCAUCAUGAGGUUUCUGACCACAUUGUCCAGCUUCACGUCUAUUGACCAGGAAACCUUCAGAUGUGAACUGGCGCAAGGAUGGAGUAUCACGGUUGAUCUUGUCAUCGGUCCUAAAGGAAUUCGGCAGCUUACUACUAAGGAUGGCAAGCCAACAUGUUUUGCAGAAUUUAAACAGAUCAAGUCUAUCAAAUGCUCCUCGUUAGAGGAUGGACGGUCCCUGCUGUUACUGGGGGUAUCUGGGGCCCCACAGGCACUAGCUAUCAAAACAUCGUCAUUGGCCAUUGCAGAAAACAUGGCUGACCUGAUAGAUGGCUAUUGUCGACUAAAAAAUGAAUCAAAGGAAUCUCUCAUUGUCAACCCCUGGAAAGAAAAUGAGAAGAGAAACAGCCUGCCCCAAAUCCCGUCCCAGGAUGUUCCAGAGAGGAGAUCAAGGCUUGGACCGGGAAGCAGUAUUGAUUCUGAUAUUUAUGCUGAGAUACCAGAUGAUUCUGACUCGAGAACACAAAUUAUUCGGUACACAAUUAGACGAGAUGAUGUCCAGCUUGGCCGGAUUCUUGGUGAGGGCUUCUUUGGAGAGGUUUACGAUGGUGUUUAUAAAAACCAGAAAGGGGAGCGAACCAAUGUAGCAGUGAAGACAUGUAAGAAGGAUUGUGCUCCAGAUGUCAAAGAAAAAUUCAUGAGUGAAGCUUAUCUAAUGAGGAAUUUGGAGCAUCCGCACAUAGUGAAGCUCAUUGGCAUUAUUGAGGACGACCCGAUUUGGAUCGUGAUGGAACUUUACCCUUAUGGAGAGCUCGGACAAUAUUUGGAACAGAAUAAGAAUACACUGCAAAUCCUGACCCUGAUCCUGUUCUCACUACAGAUCUGUAAAGCACUCGCUUACCUGGAGGGGAUUAACUGUGUCCACAGGGAUAUAGCCGUGAGAAAUAUUUUAGUUGCAUCUCAUGAAUGUGUAAAACUGGGUGACUUCGGACUCUCCAGAUACCUGGAGGAUGAAGAAUAUUACAAAGCUUCUGUGACGCGUCUCCCAAUCAAGUGGAUGGCUCCCGAGUCCAUUAACUUCCGACGUUUCACGUCAGCGAGUGAUGUGUGGAUGUUUGGUGUCUGCAUGUGGGAGAUACUCUCCUUUGGGAAACAGCCUUUCUUCUGGCUGGAAAAUAAAGACGUCAUUGGAGUUAUUGAGAAAGGAGAUCGCCUUCCAAAGCCAGAGAUGUGUCCCCCAACUCUAUACACCUUAAUGACUCGAUGCUGGACGUACGACACCACCGAGAGGCCAAAAUUUACAGAACUUGUCUGCAGCUUGAGUGACAUUUAUCAGACGGAGAAAGAUAUCGCAAAGGAAAAGGAAAGGAAUAACCGUCAACGACCUCCUAAAAUCAUUGAGCCUCUGCAAGAGCAAGCACCUCCUCCGAAGCCAAGUCGUCCAAAAUACAAGGCUUCAGCCCCGGGCAAUCUUCUGGCCCCCCUGGCAUUUCAGGUGCCCGAGAGCCUGUGUGCCAGCUCUCCCACCCUCUUUAGCCCAACAGAGUACCAGUCUCCUAUUGACUCUACACGCAGCCCUCCACUCCUGCGCCAUAGCAUCUUCAAGCGCCGCAGUAUGAGGGAAGAAGACUUCCUGAAGCCCAGUAGCAGAGAGGAAGCCCAGAAAAUCUGGGAAAAGGAAAGGGCUAAAAUGUUGCAAGUUCUAAACCGACAGCAGCAGCAGAUGGUGGAAGAUAGCAAGUGGUUGAGGCACGAGGAACGGACCCUAGUGAACAAUCUUAAGGAUCUAAAGCAGCAAAAAGAUGAGAAACCUCCCCCUGAACUACUUCCUGAGAAAGAAGGAGCGUACACUGAAUUUACAGUACCACCCCAGAAGCCCCCCAGACAAGGAGGAGCACAGGCCCUGCAGCCAACCCCAACCGCUAAUAUUGACCGAACAGACGACCAUGUGUACCAAAGCGUGAUGGAAUUGGUAAAGUCUGUACUGCAACUGAAAACUGAUAUCUACCAGCUCCCGCCAGAGGGAUACGUGAAUGUGGUUAAGAACGUUGGUUUGAAUCUCAGAAAGUUAAUAGGAAGUGUCGAUGAAAUCCUCUCAACACUCCCUUCUUCUUCACGUACAGAGAUUGAAGGAACACAGAAGUUACUAAGCAAAGACUUGGGAGAUCUUAUCAACAAGAUGAGGCUAGCCCAGCAAAAUGCAGUGACGUCACUGAGAGAGGAAUGCAAGAAACAAAUGUUGACCGCAUCGCACGCUCUUGCCGUUGAUGCCAAAAACUUACUUGAUGCUGUAGACCAAGCUCGGGUCAGAGCCAACCUCGCAAAAGUGGCCGUGGACUGACACUUUGUGUGACCUAAUGGAUACAGUACGAAGAAAUUAUAAUUUUUGUCUCCAGGCUGUAAAUGUCACCUGCUCGCUUUGUGCUUCUCAUUGCGUGUUACAGGUGACUUUAUGUGGUUACUUCAGACAAUAAUUUGUUGAUGAGGUUGUAAUUAUUUCGCUCAAAUGAAUGUCGCUGCAAAGCCGAUGGACAAGAAGACAUAUCUUAAACAACCUGGAUUGGGAUAACAGGAUAUGAAAAGGAAACAACGCUGCUUAAUUUAGCAAUGCCAAGUGGAUAUUAAGUGAUCUGUGAAAUUGAGCAGUAAUAAUGUUGCCAUUUGUAAGGAACUGGCCCUCAUAAAAAAUAAAAAAAAACACUUGCAUCAACAGCAGAUAACUAACUUUUAAAGGAUGAGUUUUAUUGUGGUUCUUCAAGAAGUAAAAAAGAUUAUUUUUCUAUUUCUCCGUUAUUAAAUGAACUCAUCCACGGAGCAAUUUAAUUUAGGAGUUUUAUACUUCUGACCUCUCAGAUGAACUAUUUCAUUUGGUUUAUUAAAUCGGGAAAUGUACGGUUAAUGAAAUAUUUCUCUGUAAAAAAUGGUUUUAUUAUUUUCAACGGGAUGUGCAACUCGAUUUCUACUUUUUGGUGUUCAUGUAUUUUGAAAAUAUUCGUGCAGAAUAACUGGGAAAAGAAACUGGAAACUAAAACAAAUUGUUUUGCAGAAUGUGUAUAUCUCUAUGGAAAAACUGUAGGCAUAAAAAUAACUUAAUUUUAAUUCACAUCAUUUUUUGCUAUUUUUUUCGUAGCAAAGGUUUGUACGCUAGAUGUUUUACAGCUUGGAAAAUUCUUCUUUGACUAUGUCGUCCAUUUAUUAUUUUUGGAAUAUCUUUUAAACUAUUAAAAGAUCAAAAAAUAUAUCACAUAUAAAAAAAUUUAUCAAUAUUUCAAAAAUUUUAAAAUGGUAAAAAAUUUUUUAAAUGAUCUAAUUAUUUCAAAAGUGUAUUCAAAAAUAUGAAAUAAUUUGAGAAGCUCAUCCAGAAAUAUUAAAUUGAUGGUGUUGUGUCAUCUGGGCUAGUAAAUAUUUGACACCUGUUAUUUUAGCUUUCUUCCAGGUCAAUCAUAUAGGUGUAUUCGCAAAGGAGGAGGUUACCCCAAUAAGUUGUAUGGUAUAUCAGAUACUCGAAGGGCUUAUUGUCUCCAUUAGAGUCUCUUUCCUUGCUGCUACUUUGUCUUGUUUUUCAAUUGUACUUUCUAAAGUAGAAUUCUAGUUUUUUUUGUGGUGUUUACCAUGUUUCUGGAUGGUUUGAAAUAAAUCACCCUGUGUUUGGAACAAAAAAACAUUAAUGUCUAAUGUACAGCUUCUCUUCCACAUACUCAGAGGAGAGUGAAAACAUUGUGCUACAUGACAAUGCACCAAAUUACACCUAGUGAUGUCUCUGUUUUUGGAAAAACUCCAAUAAAUUUAAAUUCCU
Molecule: messenger RNA, 4765 nt
Organism: Pelobates fuscus (common spadefoot toad)
Lineage: Eukaryota; Metazoa; Chordata; Amphibia; Anura; Pelobatidae
Gene: PTK2B
Product: protein tyrosine kinase 2 beta
Exons: 32
Coding region: 266-3310 (1014 amino acids)
Biological process (GO): protein phosphorylation; signal complex assembly
Cellular component (GO): focal adhesion; cytoskeleton
Molecular function (GO): ATP binding; protein tyrosine kinase activity
Source: RefSeq, a predicted model, not a curated record